AUUCUUUCGUGUCGUAUUUGUGUUCAUAUUUUACUAAAUAUUUCUGACUGUAGUGUGUAUUAUUUACAGCAGUUUAAGGUAAUUUAGAAACUAGGCUUUGCCUUACAUGCACCUAAUAGAAUAAUCACAAAUAUGGAGAAAGCACAAAACUCACUGAGCAAAGAUAUAAAUCCUUCAUGCCAACAUAAAUGCCUUGCUUGCAGCAAAGAAUUUUCCCAAAAAAGCAGCUUAAUAUCACAUUUAAAGCUACAUACAAAAUCUGACAUGUACCAAUGUGAUUACUGCCUUAAAUCCUACACGAGAAAGUCUACUUUAGAACAACACAUCAGGGAACAUACUAAAUUAAAUAUCUUUCAAUGUGAACUAUGUGAGAAAUAUUAUACAGUUAAAUCAAAACUGCGGAGUCAUGUAAAAAGUCAUGAGAAUGUAAAAGCUUUUGCUUGUCAUAUAUGUAAUCAAAGUUAUACAUAUAAACAUAGUCUGGCAUCUCAUUUGCUUUCACAUAAAGGCCUCAUACACACUUGUGAAUUUUGUGGCAAACUGUACAGGAAUAAAGCAAACGUAGAAAGACAUUUGUUGACACAUGAAGGUUCAAAAUCGUUUGAAUGUAAUGUAUGUUUAAAAAAAUUCUACCAAAAGGUACAUUUAUUGAAGCAUUCAGUUGUCCAUAGUGGGAAGAAGAGAUUCCUAUGCCCUGUUUGUGGCAAAUGUUUUAGUAGAAAGGACAGUUUAGUGAAACACGGUAAAGUGCAUACUAUAAAAUAUAUGGACAAUAAUAUAGAAACGUUAGAUGAUAAUAUUGAUAAUAGAGAUGAUAUUGAUGAUAAUAUUUUAAUACAAAGGACUUACAAGCUUUGUAAUAAUAAAAGUGACAAUAUAAAUAAUUAUGAAAAUGUUGACAACCAAGAUUAUGGACUUCAAGAUAGUAAUGAAAUAAAUAUUAUCAUAGAUGAUAAAGAUUUUAUAAACAUAAGUUUCACUUCCAAUCAUGCUGAAACCACUAAUGAUACAAGUAAAGAAAAUAUAAAAACGAAUGACAUUAUUCUAAGUAAGACUUCAAAAUUAGAAGAUACAAAACAUAAAUGCACAAUAUGCAAUAAGAGCUACAAGCACCUAAAAUCAUUGAAACUACACACAAGAUUACACACAUUAGACGCAAUAGUGUGCGAGAUAUGUUCUAAAGUGUUCGCUGUGUUUAGCAAGUAUGAAGCACACAAAUUGUCUCAUAUGGGUGUGAAGCUGUUUGGAUGUGAGUUGUGUGAGAAGAGGUUCACUGCGAGGCACUCUUUGGAGGCGCACUACAGGGCCCAUAAUGGGGACAAGCCAGUGCAGUGUGCGGAAUGUGGGAUGAGAUUCACAAAGCAAAGCUCCCUCACCCGGCAUUCGCGCGCACACCGACCGCACAGGUCGACGCCCGCACACCGACCACCCCGCGAGCUGCUGUGCGCCGCGUGCGGCCGCCGGUUCCGAAGGAAGGACGUGCUCGGUGUUCAUAUGAGGACUUGUCUUAAGUGACAU
Messenger RNA from Cydia strobilella, 1518 nucleotides. Its product is annotated as zinc finger protein 600-like. Lineage: Eukaryota; Metazoa; Arthropoda; Insecta; Lepidoptera; Tortricidae. Bases 133 to 1515 code for a protein of 460 amino acids. The record is from RefSeq and is a predicted model, not a curated record. Gene Ontology annotation, molecular function: DNA-binding transcription factor activity, RNA polymerase II-specific; RNA polymerase II cis-regulatory region sequence-specific DNA binding. The transcript is spliced from 3 exons. Gene Ontology annotation, biological process: regulation of DNA-templated transcription.